GGACGCCGCGCCGCGGCGGUCGCGGAGCUAAACCCGGAGGUCUGUGGUCACCGGAGCGGGGCGGGGGCGGUUGCCUAGCAACCGGCGGCGCUAAACAACAGAGGAGCUCGCAGGGGGCGCAAGGAGGUGCUGCGUCUUGGAUCAGGCCUCCUCGGGGUCUCUGACCCUUCAGGUUUCUGCGCUAUGGCCACGCUGAGUGUCAAGCCGAGUCAGCGCUUCCAGCUGUCCGACUGGCACACCAACAGCUACCUGUUGUCCACCAAUGCUGAGCGGCAGCGAGAUGCUUCCCAUCAGAUCCGCCAGGAGGCCCGUGUCCUCCGCAACGAGACCAACAACCAGACCAUAUGGGAUGAACAUGACAAUAGGACUCGACUGGCAGAGAGAAUUGAUACUGUCAACCGGUGGAAGGAGAUGCUGGACAAGUGUCUGACAGAUUUAGAUGCUGAGAUUGAUGCCCUGACACAGAUGAAGGAGUCAGCAGAGCAAAACCUGCAGGCUAAGAACCUGCCUCUGGAUGUAGCAAUCGAGUGCUUGACCCUGCGGGAGAGUCGGCGAGACAUUGAUGUGGUGAAGGACCCUGUGGAAAAUGAGCUGCAUAAAGAGGUGGAGGUCAUUGAGGCCACCAAGAAGGCAUUGGAGCAGAAAAUCAGCCAGGCCUUCGAGCAGCUCUGCCUCCUGCAGGAAGUCCAGCAGCAGCUCAACUCUGACCAUCGGGGCAAAAUGGAGACAUUGGAUAUUGACAGAGGCUGCUCCUCUCUCAACCUCAAUUCCCCAAACAUCUCUCUGAAGGUCAAUCCCACACGUGUCCCCAGUGGCUCUACCACACUCCAGCAAUGGGACGACUUCAGUCAGUUCAACAAGAACCGAGCAGAGGCUGAGAUGAAAGCAGCCACGGAUCUGAGGGAGGCCAUUGCCCUAACGAUUGCUGAGACCAACAAUGAACUUGAAGCCCAGAGGGUUGCAACGGAGUUUGCCUUCAGGAAGCGGUUGCGAGAGAUGGAGAAAGUGUACAGUGAGCUCAAGUGGCAAGAGAAGAAUACCUUGGAUGAGAUCGCUGAGCUGCAGGAGGAUAUCCGGCACCUGGAGGAGGAUCUCCGCAGAAAGUUACUGAAUCUGAAGCUGGCCCAUACCCGGAUGGAGUCCAGAACCUACCGGCCCAAUGUGGAACUCUGCCAGGAUCAGGCACAGUACGGCCUCACCGACGAGGUUCACCAGUUAGAGGCAACCAUCACUGCCCUGAGGCAGAAGCUGGCACAAGCACAGGACGCUCUGGACGCCCUGGACAAGCACCUGGCCCGGCUGCAGGCUGACAUUGCCUGCGAGGCCAACUCCAUGCUGUUGGACACCAAGUGCAUGGACACCCGACGCAAGCUGACUGUGCCUGCUGAGAAGUUUGUGCCUGAGGUGGACACCUUCACCCGAACCACAAACCGCACCCUUAGUCCACUCAAAAGCUGCCAGCUGGAGCUGGCUUAGCCUUGAGGGGCUGGGGAAGCAGGGGAGGAUGGGUGGGGAAUGGAGGGAAGGGGGAGAGAAUGAAUCUAAUAAAUGUCAGGGUUCUCGGGCCA
This is a messenger RNA of Galeopterus variegatus (Sunda flying lemur), 1568 nucleotides long. RefSeq names its product tektin 2 (testicular) (gene TEKT2). The record is from RefSeq and is a predicted model, not a curated record. The transcript is spliced from 10 exons. Bases 184 to 1476 code for a protein of 430 amino acids. Gene Ontology annotation, cellular component: nucleus; microtubule cytoskeleton. NCBI's taxonomy places the organism in Eukaryota, Metazoa, Chordata, Mammalia, Dermoptera, Cynocephalidae. Gene Ontology annotation, biological process: cilium assembly; cilium movement involved in cell motility.